This is a messenger RNA of Anisakis simplex (herring worm), 207 nucleotides long. NCBI's taxonomy places the organism in Eukaryota, Metazoa, Nematoda, Chromadorea, Rhabditida, Anisakidae. The record is from the annotation of a GenBank genome assembly.
AUGUGCAAGACGGGAAUGGAGACUGUUGGGAAACCACCCAACAGAGUCGACCUGGAUACCCAAUUUGGGCAGGAAUUUGCCCAAAAUGUCGCCGCCGCUGCUGCGUUGGCUACAACCGGAAUGAUUUGGGUGCCUCGUACGGUACUUCUGGAUUUCUGCUUGGCCAACGGAAUGGGCACAUCUUCGAACAGAGCAUCACCGAGCUGA